CUGAGUGAUCGGGGCAGAAGGUGGAGUGGCCUGCACCCAGGAUCCAUCGUUGGGCUCUUUUGUUUCCUAUCUGUUCUCGUGCGCCGUUACCGCGUUUGGGCACUGCGGGCCUCUCGUAGUAUCGUGCAAUCACUGGCACGACGCAAGGGGAUUCAUUCUGGGAAGCGUGGUCUUUGUCGUCCUCCCCCUUUUCGCGUGGACGGUCCCUUUCUGGAUCUGGUGUUUGUGAUUGGAAGUGUUUUGAGAGUGUAUGUGACCAUCUUUAGUUCCGAGUUCCUUUCGCCUGUCGAUUGCAGAAUUUUUCUCUCUAUCUGUUCCAUCUUCCCUACUGUAUCUUUGUUGUAGCCGAGAAGAGUCAUGACUUGUCAUCGUCGCGGAGAGGACGAUCCUACUUGAGAGAUGCUUCCUCGUCGCUUGAAUUGGAUUGGUUAACGCUUCGUGUUGCGCUGCAGCUGAGUUUAGGAAGAUGGCGUGAAGCUGUCGCAGACAGUCGCAAUGGAGGUGCACAACGGCGAGGUUUGACGCUCUCUAGGAAACUUUUCGUGAGCACCUAUCAUUGGGAUUUCUUCAUAUUAGGAUGACUUGUAACAAUUUAUUCAAACGAUCUGGGUUGAUGAAGAGCACUUGAGCACAGGUGGGAGAGAACCAUGGCAAUUAUGGAAGGAUGGCUGUACUUGAUAGAGUCCAACAAGUUGAUGAUGACACAUCCUCGGAAGCGCUACUUUGUGCUAUCCGGGAACCAGGCGCGUUAUUACAAGGAGAAGCCUGCUUACCGCCAGGAGGCUCCUCUAAAAAGUGGAUCCUUUGAUCCUUACACGAGAGUAGUUGACCAUGGGCGGGAAAGUAUUCAUGGUCGAACUCUAUUCGUGUUUGAAAUAUAUGACUCUUACACCCAUGGAGACAAGCUGAAGUUUGGUGCACGGAGUUCUGAGGAGGCAGCAAAAUGGAUGGAAGCAUUCAAGGAAGCAGCAGAGCAGGAUAUUCUGCCUGGAAAUGAUGGAUUAUUCGUUCCCUCAGGUGGGAGACGGAAGUAUCCUUUCAGGCUAUCAGGAAGGAGAAGCGGUGGUCUAGUCAAAGACCUUUCUGGUGGUUCUGGCACCAUCACUAAUCCUCUCUUUCGAGAAGGUUCAACAACAGAGUUACCAGGGUGGGUUGGGUCUUUGCUCUCAAGAGAUUCGUCUGCAAGGGAUGCAUCCCCAGAUGUAGUAGCUGAUUCGCCGUGGCAAAUAUUUGGCUGCGUAAAUGGAUUGCGAUUAUUCAGGGAAACCACUGAUCACCAUGGAUUUAAGAGCAUGAUACGUGGAGAGGAUCCUCCUGCACUGAUGGGCGUUGGAGUGGUGUUUGCUACUUGUGAGUCCGUAUUUCAAACUGUCAUGACCUUGGGAUCUUCACGAUCUGAGUGGGAUUUCUGCUAUGCCAAGGGAAGAGUCAUAGAGCACAUUGAUGGGCAUUCGGACAUCGUUCACAAGCAGUUCCAUACGCAUUGGCUUCCUUGGCGGAUGAAGCCCAGGGACCUGGUUGUGCAUCGCUACUGGCGCCGUGAAGACGAUGGCUCUUACGUUAUUCUGUACAAGUCAGUGAAGCAUGAGAAAUGUCGUCCACGACGGAAGUUUGUGCGUGCCUGGCUCAAAAGUGGAGGGUAUGUUAUAUCGCCACUGCCACCACAGGGAGGUUUCCAGCACCGUUGUGCGGUGAAACACAUACUCACUGUAGAUUGGAAACAUUUCAAAACACCUUGGUCCUCUUCUAAGGACAGGGUCAUUACGCUCAAAGUUCUUGAACGAGUGGCAGCCUUGAGGGAGUUUUACAAGGUCAAGCCGGCGGACUACAUGCCUACCUCCAUAAGCCCAGACUUGAGGCGACUGGACGUUGCAGGCUGCAAGCCUCCAUUAUUGCAGAAGGAAAACAUCCCUGAAGUGCAUCUAUGUGGUGCGGAGGUUGCGCGUUCUCCGGAAGACAAUAUUGCAGGGCAGAGCAUGUUCCGCCAGCUAGCCGAGGAGGAGUUUUUCGAUGUUCCGGAAGACUCAGCAUGGGACACAGAACUUGAGCCAGAUCUGGACGGUCGGCGGGAGUCUACGGAUCCAGACGAAACAUCAGACGAAGAUCAACAUUGGGCUCGGGUUGGAUAUUGGGUUGCUCUGAAGUAUGGACUUCUCUGCCUUUUCCUGAUUAUUUUGUCGAAUUACAUGAUCUUUACGAUUACAUCACAGAAUGGAGGCGUUCAUAAGCUGUCCGCAGCCGCAACCAUCGUGAAGCGCUUCCAAGGAAUGGCAGCUCAAAAGCGUACACACCAGGACGACGACGAAGAUGGCAUAGAGCUGCUUGCUAGAGAAGGUACUCUUCCAAAAAGCUCUGGUUGUUGUACCACGAGCUGUUAUGAAUCAGCCGAGGCAAGCAUCUUCUUGAUCCGUGGCAAACACUAUCUUCAAGACCGCAAGAAGGUGGUGGCCAAAGACCCGGUAAUGCAAUUUGUUGCGGCCGAUUGGUUGAAGUCCAACAAGAGAGAGGAUCAUCUUGCCUCUCGGCCCUCUAAUCCAGUUCAGCAGUUUUUGGCCAAUCAGAGAAAGAUCGAGGGUCGAGUGCAAGAUCCUUUUUUCUUUAUCAUCAAUAUUCAAGUUCCAGGAUCUACAACAUACUCUUUAGCUCUCUACUACAUGAUCACACAACCCCUUUCAGACUUCCUCAUUCUAGAAAACUUCGUACGUGGAGAUGAUCGUCACCGCAAUGCUAGCUUCAAGCUCAUCCCACACAUUGCAAAGGGUCCGUGGAUUGUGAAGCAAAGCGUUGGCAAGACGGCUUGCUUGAUCGGAGAAGCUUUGGAGAUCACGUAUCACACUGACAAGAAUUAUAUUGAGUUGGAUGUGGACAUUGGUUCAUCCUCUGUAGCGAAGGGUGUAGUGAACCUGGUGUUGGGUUACUUGAGCAACCUUGUUAUCGAGUUGGCAUUCCUCAUCCAGGCCAACACUGAAGAGGAACUUCCAGAAUAUCUGCUUGGUACCUGCAGGCUUGUAAACCUGGAUAUCGCAAAAGCCAUUCCUGCACGCCCGGAGUGAAGAGGUAUUCACUAUGAGUCUGAAUCUGUAGCUUAGGCGAGUCGACAGAAGUCAUUUUUUUCUGUGCUUCAAGCUUGUAUUCCAAUCAAAGAGUUAGGUGAAACGAAGAGGUAGAAAAAGCUAUUCUUUAGAGUUUCUAUGCAAGGAGGCUCUAGAAACAUUUAAUUUUUGGAUAAGACUUUGUAUAUAUUUAUACAUAUAAUACAUUUUGAAACUUGCAUCCAUAUUUGGAACUGA
This is a messenger RNA of Physcomitrium patens, 3290 nucleotides long. RefSeq names its product protein ENHANCED DISEASE RESISTANCE 2-like. NCBI's taxonomy places the organism in Eukaryota, Viridiplantae, Streptophyta, Bryopsida, Funariales, Funariaceae. Gene Ontology annotation, molecular function: lipid binding. The record is from RefSeq and is a predicted model, not a curated record.